UGUGCCCUUCUCCGCUGGUCGUCGGCCCCGUCACUUCGGUUCCUAGCGGCGGAGGCGUGGUGCUAUCAGCUGUGUUCCUCCGCGCCGCAGCCCUGCUGUCCUCUUAGGACUCUGCACAUCUCCAGGAGAGGAACCCAGAAAGUUGAUCAGUUCUGACAGUUCUCAAAACCAUGGCUCACUGGUUGGUAACUUUCAGGGAUGUGGCCAUCAACUUCUCUCAGGAGGAAUGGGAAUGCCUUGACCCCAUUCAGAGGGAUUUGUACAGGGAGGUCAUGGUGGAGAACUACAGCCACCUGAUCUCACUGGCUGGAUGUUCGAUCCCUAAGCCAGACGUGUUUUCCUUAUUGGAGCGAGGGAAGGAGCCCUGGAUGGUGGUGAGAGCCAUGACAAGAUGGAGCUCAGACUUGGAAUACAGCUGUGAGACCAAAAAGUCAUGCCCAGAAAAGGGAACUUAUGAAAUGGAAUCACUGCAAUGGGAGAAUAUGAGGAAACCUAUCAGCCAAAACCUUGAGUGCAAUUAUCUUGGAGAAAAUACAGACUGCAAAGGCAAGUUUGAGGAUCAACAGAGAAGUCAGGAAAGACCAUACAUGCACAUGAAAAUUACCUGUAAAGAAGAGGCCACUCAAAGCCAUUCCAUGUCCCCUAUUCUUCAUCAGAUAAAUCCUACCAAGGAAAAAUUGUACAAAUGUAAGGAAUGUAAACAAGCUUUCGGCUACUUGUCAUGCCUUAUUCAGCAUGAGAAAAGUCAUAAUAAAGAAAAACACUCUGAUGUUAAGAAAUGUAGGAAGAUCUUCAGCAAAACACCAACCUAUAUUCAACAUCAGAGGAUUCAGAAUGGUGAGAAACCUUAUGAGUGUAUGGAGUGUGGAAAGGCCUUUGGUCGUAGUUCUGAUCUGAUUCAACAUCAGAAAAUUCAUACUAAUGAAAAACCUUAUCAAUGUAAAGCAUGUGGGAAGGCCUUUAUUCGUGGUUCACAACUCACUGAACAUCAGAGAGUUCAUACAGGAGAGAAACCAUAUGAAUGUAAGAAAUGUGGAAAAGCCUUUAGUUAUUGUUCACAAUAUACACUCCAUCAGAGAAUUCAUAGUGGUGAAAAACCUUAUGAAUGUAAGGAAUGUGGGAAGGCCUUUAUUCUUGGCUCUCAGCGUACUUACCAUCAGAGAAUUCAUAGUGGUGAGAAACCCUAUGAGUGUAAGGAAUGUGGAAAGGCUUUUAUUCUUGGUUCACACCUUACUUAUCAUCAAAGAGUUCAUACUGGUGAAAAGCCUUACAGAUGUAAAGAAUGUGGGAAGGCCUUUUUAUGUGCCUCCCAACUUAAUGAACAUCAGAGAAUUCACACAGGUGAGAAACCCUAUGAAUGUAAAGAAUGUGGAAAGGCCUUUUCUCGUGGCUCACAACUUACUUAUCAUCUGAGAGUUCAUACAGGUGAGAGACCCUAUAAAUGCAAAGAAUGUGGGAAAGCCUUUAUUUCUAAUUCUAAUCUUACUCAACAUCAGAGAAUUCAUACAGGUGAGAAACCUUACAAAUGUAAGGAAUGUGGAAAGGCCUUUAUUUGUGGCAAACAACUUAGUGAACAUCAGAGAAUUCAUACAGGUGAGAAACCCUUUGAAUGUAAGGAAUGUGGAAAGACCUUUAUUCGUGGUGCAUAUCUUACUCAACAUGAGAAAAUUCAUGGUGAGAAGCAUUAUGAAUGUGAGGAAUGUGGGAAGACCUUUUUUCGUACCACACAACUUACAUAUCAUCAGAGAAUUCAUACAGGUGAAAAACCCUACAAAUGUAAAGAAUGUGACAAAGCUUUUAUUUAUGGCUCACAACUUAGUGAACACCAGAGAAUUCAUAGAGGUGAAAAACCCUAUGAAUGUAAGCAAUGUGGGAAGGCCUUUAUUCGUGGCUCACACCUUACUGAACAUCUAAGCACUCACAAUGGUGAGAAACCCUAUGAAUGUAAGGAAUGUGGGAAGGCCUUCAGUCGUGGCUCAGAAUUUACUCUACAUCAAAGGAUCCAUACUGGUGAGCAACACUAUGCAUGCAUACAGUGUGGUAAAGACUUUAGACGUCAUUCACAACUUAUUCAACAUAUGAGGCUUCAUAAUUGAGAAAGCUUUAUAUAUGAUUUAAUAUAAGAAAGCCUUCACCCAUCUUCAGCAGCUCUGGAAUAUUAGAGAACUUAUAUUAUGUUUGUAAUGAAAUAGGACAUCCUUUUGAUUGUGUUCAAAAUCAACUCAUUUUCAGAAAGCUUAUAUUAACUUCAUGAAUGAAGAAAUAAAUGACUUCAGGAACCCAUUAAACAUUUAAAAAAAUCUCUAUAACCCUGGAAUGUAAUGCUGAAUUAUAUCCUUUAUUGAGCACCAUCUCUAUUUUAAUAUUUCCUAACUGUGAAAUUGGAUAGGUUACUUAACUUCUCUGUGCCUCCAUUUCUUUAUGUGUAAAAUACUAUAAUGGUAUAAUAAUGAUCAAAUUGUAAGUGAUUAAACACGUGUA
This is a messenger RNA of Physeter macrocephalus (sperm whale), 2481 nucleotides long. RefSeq names its product zinc finger protein 571. The record is from RefSeq and is a predicted model, not a curated record. Gene Ontology annotation, biological process: regulation of transcription by RNA polymerase II. Gene Ontology annotation, cellular component: nucleus. Gene Ontology annotation, molecular function: DNA-binding transcription factor activity, RNA polymerase II-specific; RNA polymerase II cis-regulatory region sequence-specific DNA binding. NCBI's taxonomy places the organism in Eukaryota, Metazoa, Chordata, Mammalia, Artiodactyla, Physeteridae. The transcript has 5 exons. The coding region runs from base 171 to 2096 and encodes 641 amino acids.